Messenger RNA from Helianthus annuus (common sunflower), 1685 nucleotides. RefSeq lists its product as uncharacterized. NCBI's taxonomy places the organism in Eukaryota, Viridiplantae, Streptophyta, Magnoliopsida, Asterales, Asteraceae. The transcript is spliced from 4 exons. Bases 320 to 1540 code for a protein of 406 amino acids. Gene Ontology annotation, biological process: asymmetric cell division. The record is from RefSeq and is a predicted model, not a curated record.
CACACGCUCUAACCAACUGAGCUAUUCCAGCUUCUUGCUUUCAUUAUUCUACUGUAUCUUUAUUACUAUUCAAUCAAUGAUCAGAUCUGGAUUCUUUGCUUUUACCCGUUGCUUGUUGUGCAACACGACGACGGUGACUUUCCCAUUUAUUCCGGUCUGAACCAGAAACCCCACUUGGAUAAUCAACAAAUCCCAUAUCUUGAAUCCACUCUCCAACGCAGAUGAAGAAGCUUCGAAAUGCUUGAAAUACGGUGGUGUUACCAAGACACGAAUUCUUCGCAACCGGGUCACCUUUAAAUAAACGGAUCUAUCAGAGGACAUGGAAUUCUGGGUGGUUGCAGCAGCUACUGGUGCUGGUUAUGUAGCCAAACACUGGCAGAACUUAACAGGUGAGAAAGACGGUUCAUCGAAACCGUCGCCUGUGCUAUCACCGCGGGUGCAGCGGGACGCACGCCAACUGUUUGAUAAAAUUCCCAACUCAGUUUUCCCAUUGCCGAAGCUACCAACAAGUUGCUUGUUAGAUGGUGAUGUUUCUUCUGUUGCAGAAGAGCAUAACAAAGAGGAAUUCAACGGACGAUACGAGUGGUUUGACUUUGACUCUUCUAGGCAUCAUUUACAUGAACGCAGAACCAAGAACUCGAAUAGAAAGUCUUUCUCGAGCCUAAGGCCGCUAGUGGUGACUAGUAAUAGCAGAGAUUAUCAAAGAAAACAGAUGACACAAGUUGAUGAUGUGAAAGAUCAAAAGAUAGUGUUUAUGGAAGAAAAUGAAGUACCUAUAGAAGCAGAGUUCUUUGAACCAACUGGAUCAGUGAAGCUUCCAAGACGACCAGAACAAAUGCACGUCAAGAGAUUUGAACCAAAAGAUCUUCAUUCACAAGACAACGACAUGGUUCCUUUGUUCCUCGGGGUUACAAUCGGCAUACUAUCAACUAUUGUAAGUAAUCAGCGGGAAAUUGAGCAUCUAAAUGAGCUACUGGAACAAGCUGAGAAUAUGGUUAAAGAUUUACACAGUAAACUUGAAAUGAAAGACGGGUUUGAUACCGCAAAUGAGCAUGCUACGGAGUCAGACGUGCCUGCGAACUAUAGCCCAGAAGCCAAAAAUUUUGAGCUAACAAGUGACAUUGAAGCAGAGCUCGAGGCCGAGCUUGAGAGGUUAGAAGAAAAUAUGCAGAGACCGUGUAGCGUACCAGAGAAUGAUUCAGACUUUGAAGCAGACAUAGUUAGAGGAGACUUGAACCUAGAUACGCUCACAUGGCAACUCGAUAGCCAAUCGGAAUCCGACCAUGAUGACAAAUGGGUCAAAAGUGAAAGCACUGGGAAGCCCGAUUUCACUCCGAAUUACACUGUUUCACCCCUUGAUUUGCGGUUACGUCUUCAUGAAGUAAUCGAGUUAGAACUCAGAGCUCGUAUCGAGGAGCUUGAGGCAGUUCUUGAGGGAAAAAGUGGUCAAACUUAUCCGGACUCUCCAGAACCGGAAGAAGAUAACUCUUUCUGGGACUUUGACCACACAAGAAUCGAAUCUUCUUCUUCAACUCCUUAAUCUGCACAAAAGAUCAUAAAGUACAGCCAUAGAAGCACAAUGUAGAACUGCAAAGAUAAUGUAGAACUUAUAUUGUAAUCUAUUUUUAUGAAAAGAAUGUAUAGAGGAAAAACUUUCUUGUGUUUGUAAUAUACAGGAUUCCACA